Aplysia californica (California sea hare) is the source of this 2067-nucleotide messenger RNA. Its product is annotated as dentin sialophosphoprotein. NCBI's taxonomy places the organism in Eukaryota, Metazoa, Mollusca, Gastropoda, Aplysiida, Aplysiidae. The record is from RefSeq and is a predicted model, not a curated record. Gene Ontology annotation, biological process: regulation of transcription by RNA polymerase II. Gene Ontology annotation, cellular component: nucleus. Gene Ontology annotation, molecular function: DNA-binding transcription factor activity, RNA polymerase II-specific; RNA polymerase II cis-regulatory region sequence-specific DNA binding.
AGCCAGCUGUUAGCUAGCGUCUCGUGUCGCGGAGAAAAAGGGGGGAGCGGCCUGUGUGUGCCGUGUUGUGCUGUGUGGAACAAGGAACAACGAACUCUCUCCCUCGCGGAAGGGAAGAAGAGUCCAACAGCUUCCGCGAGAUCGUUCAAUGUUCACUCAUUUCUGGACCCUUUGACGGGGAAAUGGAGUAAUCUACCCAACCGACAAAUAUCCCUGGACUAUAGCUAGUGAGAUAACCGAGCCGAGGAAGGUUUGAACUCAUUUCUUUCACACGGAACACUGGAUUCAGAGUGAGAGUCAGGAUUGUGCCGCUGGUGGUGUAGGCUACGAGCCGGUGGUGAGUGGUAGCCCGUGGUGUAGGCUACUCUCCAGUGGUCAGUGAGUAGCCCGUGGUGUGGGCUACAAGCCAGUGGUCAGUGAGUAGCCAUCAUGUCAAGACGUAAGCAAUCCAAACCCCGGCAUGUGGACAACGAGGGUCUCGCCCUCACGGCCGCGGCGACUGACCCGGUGGGUCCCGGGAUGGAAUUCCGACAGGAAAACGAUAGAGAGGACGAUCAUACUAAUAUGGUCAAGUUUCUGAAGGACAGGAACGGUUGUGAGGACGAGGAAGGGGAGGAUGGAAGCAUGGAUCAUGUACACAAUAGUGAAGACAUGUCGUCUGACGCGGUCUCCCCAAUGUCUGGUAGCGGGAAACUGAGCGCUUGCGAGAAGUGUGGGAUCUGCUUCUCCGACCCUGGUCAGUACCUGGCACACAAGAAGUUGUGCGGCAACAGGAACCGUCUGCUCAUGCCCUAUGACCCGCCCGUCAACGGCCUGUUACAGAACGGAUACGACUUAGAUAGUGGUGGUGGUGGUGGAGGAGGAGAAGGAGGGGGAGGAGGAGGAGUGAUUGAAGGUAGCAGGAAGAGGACGCGGAAGGGAGUUGUGAGGCGUGUUAGCGGGGAGGAGAUGGAGAGGAUGAGAGAUAUAGGAGAGGAGGAGUGGAGGGAGGAGAGGAUUGAGGAGGAGGAAGGGAGUCUUCUAAACGGAGCUGACGAUAUAGAAGACAAUGCUGAAGCAGAUGUGUGUGGAGACGAACUCAGAAACUCUAGACUGAACGAGGAGACUGCGACCGCCGGGGCCGACUCGAGGUUCCGUGGUAAGAUUCGGUCAGAGGAGAAUUUCAUUCUUGGACUUCGGAACAGAAUGGCCAACUCUUUCCCUGAGAUGGGAGAGAAACACAGCGUAGACAAAGACGGGGAAGGCCGGAGCUUAGAUCUUCGCGGUCCCAACGACAACUGCUUUGAUAGAAACGACAACGAUGACAACAACGACGAUCAUGAUGACGACAACCGCAGCAACGACGGCGAUAAUGAAGACAGGAUAAAACGACAGAAGCUGAAUGGCGUAGAUUUCACCUCACCCAAAAGCGACAGCAGCGCCAGCAACAAAAAGAACAGCAUCAACAACAGCAGCAGCAGCAACAACAACAACAACAACAGCAGCAGCAAAGAAGGCAAUGAGGAUAACGACGAGGAUGAUGACGAAAACGCGAUAAAUGACGACGUUGACGAAAUGGUGGCUGGGGAUGGUCACGAGUCUGCAGGAUUCCGGAAAGGCGCCACAGGUCCCGGGGGUCACGCAGACCGCGCUCUAGCCUGGGCGCUGGGGGCGGCGGGGCAAGGUCUGUUCAGCGCCGGACACAAUAGCGUCACGCUUGAGCCUCUGGCCGCCACUAGCGCCGCUGUGGCUCAGUCUGUGGAUGGCGUGAGACCUGGGGGGAGGCCCGGGGAGGCGGUGCCCGAGGAGGUGAACGUGUUCAGGAACAUGUUGUUCCAGCUACAGCAGCAGCAGAUGAUGCAGAUCCAGAUGAUCCAGCAGAUGAGGCGACAGUUGAUCUCCUCCGGGGUCAACCCCAACCUGCUGCCCGCGGACAUUGACCUCAACCUGAUGACCAGCGAGGGCCUGGCCUCUGUCAGCGCCGCCAUGUCCGGUCUACAGAACGCCGCGGCGGCCUCCUCAGCAGUCAGCAGUAGCAGCAUCAGCGGCAAGAGCAGCCACAGCCACAGCCACAGCCUCAGCCACAGC